Molecule: messenger RNA, 1392 nt
Organism: Theobroma cacao (cacao)
Lineage: Eukaryota; Viridiplantae; Streptophyta; Magnoliopsida; Malvales; Malvaceae
Product: outer envelope pore protein 37, chloroplastic-like
Biological process (GO): monoatomic cation transport
Cellular component (GO): chloroplast outer membrane
Molecular function (GO): monoatomic ion channel activity
Source: RefSeq, a predicted model, not a curated record
UUCUGUUUCAAAAAAAAUUGGGAAUCACAAUUCAGAAAUUUCCCAAAUAUUUUUUGCAAUAAAAUUUCCGCCUACAAACGCUGGCCCCACAACAAUCCCAAGGAGGGCUCUCUCUCUUUCAAACAAAGCAAAAGCAUGGCUUGAGGAAUAACCAAAGACCAGAGUUUUAAGCCUUUGAGACAAGACAUCGCCUGCACUAUUCACCAACCAAACCAAAAGUAGCAAUGCUGGAACCAUCUGCUCAGAACCCCAAUUACCUAAUCCCGCCACUCUCGCCGCUACCACCCUCGCCGCCUCCACCGCCGCCGCUAGAGCCGUCGCCACCAUCUUCAACACCCACCAAGCACAGUCAUUUAUUCUCUUUACUCUCAAAAAGACCUUCCCUCAGGGUGACUUCAGAGUUUGACAGUGACAGCCGCAUAUUCUUCCACAAGGUAUCGUGUAAGCUGUUUGACAACCUUGCCAAGCUUAAACUCUCGUUCGUCAACAACAGCAAACGCGAGAUCUCGGACCCCCAAUUGGCGUUAACUUCAAAGUACUUAUCUAUCCACUACGAUCCUGAAGAACAAAAUGCCCUCAUCAAGAGCUCCUUCGAUGUCGGUCCUAUGUUGCAUUUCAAUGCUGCCCAUGAUGUCAAGGCACAACAAGGUGAGGUGGCAAUGGUUGCAAAUCUUGCUGAUCCCAGCUAUGCUGUUGAAGUAUCAUCUCCUGUUCCAUAUGUUGGUUUGCCCAAAGCAACAAUUAGAUUCCCUAUGGGUGAAGUCACAUUAGAGGAGAGAGAAGAGGAGGAAGUGCCGAAAACGUUGUCAAUAAAUGGAAUUCUUAAAGGUCCAAUUUUGAAUGGGGUCUGUGCUGCUCAUUACAAGGAUGAGGAGCUGAAACUAAGAUACUCAUAUAAGGAUGGGGCAAUGUCAUUUAUUCCUAGCAUUUCACUGCCAUCAAAUGCUUUAUCAUAUGCAUUCAAGCGACGUUUCAGUCCAUCUGAUAAAUUGAGCUACUGGUACAAUCUUGAUUCAGACUAUUGGAGUGCUGUGUACAAGCACACAUAUGACAAAGACUUCAAAUUCAAAGCUGGCUAUGAUUCAGAGGUUCGUCUCGGCUGGGCUUCUCUAUGGGUUGGAGAUGAAAACGGCAAGGCAAAGACAGCCCCAAUGAAGAUGAAAGUCCAGUUUAUGCUCCAGGUACCCCAGGAUGACAUUAAGUCAUCAGUGUUAAUGUUCCGUGUUAAAAAGAGGUGGGAUAUAUUGUAGGCCAUCUGUGGGACAGCCUUUCCCCCUUUCUCAUACAUUCUCUCUUUAUAAUGGCAUAGUUUUAGGACACCUUGUAAUGAUGCUUAUUGCUAUAUAAUGACAUCAGUUGGUUGAUAAAGUUACUCUUAAAAUGGUUUCCUUC